AUGAAUCGAGACGAGUUAUUCCUCGAGCCUGGUCCCACUCGAGACGUAAUCCAGCCCGCGACACCUCCAAUUGCAGAGGAUCCGGGCACGUCCCCCCACGCAUCAGAGAUCCAUCGUGAAUACUAUGCACCCGAUGCUCUGCAGGUGGACCAGUCUGCCUCCGCACCGCAGGUGGCCUUUGAUAGUGGUGCUGAAGCCGCCCCCAGCAGUAUUGCUGGGCUUGAGCCCGCGGCUCAGCAUUCAGCGGAAGGCGCGAUCGUCCCACAGCAACAGCCGCAGGGAUGGAAAGGGGAAGGGGGCUCUGACCCUGGUAAUAGUACGACGCAGAAUGGCCGGCCAACUCAAAAUGGCCAAGGGAACAGCACGACGACUGGCUCGCCCACCUCUUCACGGAAACACGGGGUCUAUGCCAAUUCCUCAUUUGCGAGCGUCGAGACUUCGGAUAGAAACAGACAUGUUUUCUUUCAAGAUCUGGACGGUACCCUUCGAUACUGCAAAUGUGCCGGCAACUGCUCGGUGGAUCUGCGUGUCGGUAUUCAAGAUGCGAGGAACAGCACUCCGAUGAGCGCAAUUGCGGACGCAUCGGAUAAUAUCUACCUCUUCUACAUCCAAAACAACAACUCCCUAACCUCCCAACGCUCCGUUUCCGGCAAAUGGUCCCAAUUUCCCAUCUUAACCCCAACGCCCCCCUCAACCACACCCACGCUCAAAUCCCUCACCGCAAACUGGAUCUCCGCCGACACCGUCUUCGUCCUAACCCAACUCCCCUCAUACGGCGCAACCCUCCUCUCCCUCUCCCUCCCCCUCUCCCACAAAACCGCCUCCUGGGAUUGGAGCGACAACACCAGAAGCCUCACCAACUCCAACAGCUCCUUCGGUUUCAACGCGCCCUUCGCCGCCUUCACCAACGCGUCUAAUAGCGAAUCCUUCGCCGCCACGUACAUGGACACGGGGAAAACGUACCCUUGGAUUGCCGUUUUUUCGAACCAGCUGCCCGACAAGCGGGACGCGUCGCAGAAUCUAAUCGGUGUGAGCUAUGAUGGGGAGACUUUCCGCUCUGCGUCCUACGGUCUCAACUUCAACACCCUCGUGCCCGACGACUCGGCUCUCCUCCCCGCCGAUAUCCCCUCCAAUGCGUUCGACCUGCAGAUCGUGGACUUGAACGAUGUGGUAUCGAUCUUGUAUGUGGAGAAUGGCAAACUGGUUUCUACGGGGCAGAUGGAUUUGAAUGUUGGUGCUGUUAAAAAUGAUGAUGGUGCUAGUGGUGGAGGUGGGGGUGGGGGUGGUGGAUAUCCGUUCCCGAGGCUUUCGUCGUUCGUCUCGAAGGGUGGGAAGUUGUAUUUGUAUCAUCAGAUUGAUGAGGGGAGGAUUGCGGAGUCGGUGUUUGAUCCGACGGGCGAGGGCGGUGGGUGGGAGAGGAGUGAGGUUGAGGUGCCGGGUAUGUAG
Messenger RNA from Bacidia gigantensis, 1446 nucleotides. RefSeq lists its product as uncharacterized. NCBI's taxonomy places the organism in Eukaryota, Fungi, Ascomycota, Lecanoromycetes, Lecanorales, Ramalinaceae. Bases 1 to 1446 code for a protein of 481 amino acids. The transcript is spliced from 5 exons. The record is from RefSeq and is a predicted model, not a curated record.